Osmia lignaria (orchard mason bee) is the source of this 8835-nucleotide messenger RNA. RefSeq lists its product as uncharacterized. The record is from RefSeq and is a predicted model, not a curated record. Gene Ontology annotation, biological process: regulation of DNA-templated transcription. NCBI's taxonomy places the organism in Eukaryota, Metazoa, Arthropoda, Insecta, Hymenoptera, Megachilidae. Gene Ontology annotation, molecular function: DNA binding.
GAUAUCGAAUCUCGUUUUCUCGGUAUUAUAAAUUGAAAUUAUGUUAACCUGUAAAACAAUAUUAGCUCUCAGAUGGUAAAAGGAUUAAAAUUUAAAGAUGGAUUAGAAUUUUUUCAAAGAAUACCUAAGUUUAUACAGUGCAAAGAGAAUGAUCGCAAGUACAUACAAGUAAAAGCAGAAUAUUUUCGUAUCAUGUCACUCGUAUAACGUUAGUCUUGCGUAACAUACGUUUGAGAUAAAGAUAUAGAACAAAGUUAAUGGAAACAUACAAAUUUUUGUGUGCUUUCUUCACUGAUAUCUUUAUUUCCACAUCUUAAAGAGGAAGGUAUAUAGAUGUUCGUACAAUGAAAAGGAUACAAAAGUUGUAUUUUUUAUUUUUUGAAUGAGAAACGAGGAUGAAUCGGUGUUGAAACUUUUACGUUGAAAACAAACCGAAAAUUUGGUCAAAUAUAAUACUAUGGAGGCGCACAAGCCACACGUGUACUUACGCACGCGUCAAAAGUAAUUCCAUUGAAGGUUGCAUGAAUGGGGAAAAAGUAUUUGAACGAUAGAAAAAAAAAAACAGGGGAAGAGAAUCAAGUACGAAUUAGAGUUCGAGAUUGGCAACUCGGUAAAUGGGUCGCGAUACUAAACGUUAUCUAGCGUUGGUCAUUGGCCAGUGAAACACGUUUAAGAAGACCCGAGAGUAUUUUGUAACACGCCUAAUAAUAGUAAUAAUGGUACUGGUAGUAACAGUACAAAUAGUAAAAAGAAUUUCUCUAUUUUUCAAUUCUUUUCAUUUCACAUGGAAAUAAUUAUAACAAUAGAAUUAAUGAUUGAUUUAACAAUUUUCAAGAUUUAUUUCGUUAAAUCGAUUCUUGCACGUAAAUUUAUUGUUUUCGAAAUCGAUACGUGCCGGCCUUGAUCGACAUAGUAAUCGGUAUUGUGCACCAAACAAGUUACUUCUUUUACUGCUUGUACGUUACGUUAUAUUACCGAUGAAUACGACCUAUGAACGCAAGAACACGGGUGCGUUGAGAUUAGCGAAAGUACAAGGGAAAGUGAUAACAGUAAAAAGGUAGAAAGAGAGGGGAGGUGGUGUGGGGGGUAACGAUAAACGGUAGAGAAGAAUAUGGAGGCCUGGAAAAGACGACAGGAAACGCGUAUUCCGUAAAACGAUCGUAGCAUGCGUCGAGUCGCGUCACAUCGUUUCGUGCGAUCGUCGUAUCUUUGGCUUGUUACGUAACCGAUAAUACAUACAAUAUACAUAGUAUGUAGUCAUAGUCGAUGGUGCCACUCGUCGUCUCUCGGCUGCUCUCGAUAAUUUCCGAGAAUUUUUGGGUACCUCUUUAUCGACCGAUCGACGGAGAUCGAUCUAUCGAAACAGAACGUUUCCCCCAAAAGGUUAAUAAAAUCGAACAAAAUUCGAUUGAGCUAAAUUUAAUUUUUAUAAACGUUCUAAAAAUGAGCCUGAAAUUAUGGGAAAUUGAGGUUAUAUAUCGAUCAAUUAAAAAAUGAGUAAACAAACGAACAGAUCGAAAACUUUUCUUCUCUCUCUUUUGCUUUCUCUCUUUCCCUCUCUUAAUAAGUUUUGUAUCGAAUGAUUUUACGAUCAACGAUGUUACGUACAACUUUUUACGCACACACACGGUACACAAUAGCUUCGGUAGCGAGCAGUUCAUUAAUAACACGAGUAGAAUACAUUAUCGUAAUCUUUAGCCCUUUCUUUGGGUUACUUAUUUAACGUUUGAGGUUAUCAUGCGAAACGUCGUAAGAGGCUAUCGCAGAGGCUAUCGUAGAUGGAAUGCAUCGUAAAGUUUCACCGACACCGGUAGCGAUGUAAUAUCGAUACAGUUCAGAUAAAUUGUAUCCGUGUGGUUCGUCGCUGUCCAAUCGUAAAGAUCGUCAGUUUGAAUGAAGCUAUUUUCACCUCUUAUCUUUUAUCUAGGAUAAUUUUUUUAUCUUCAAAAAAUGUUGAUUAAAAAUGAACGGUGAAGUAUAUACAGGUGUUAAUGUUUGAAAUGGUUAGAUAGCUGGAAAUGAAAUGGAAAGAUUGUUGAGUAGCCGAAGUAAAGCAGUGAAAAUCGAAGUCACAGCCGCAAAGCGAGAACCGUGCGGCUCAAAGGCCGCGGCUAAAAUCGUUCUAUACACUGACCUACGAGGAAUGUUCCUCUCCUCUUAAAUCGACGUUUCAUUGCGUGUCAGAGAUUCGGAGCUUGAUCGAAACUUUGAAAGUUCGAAACAUCGUUGAAUAAAGUUCCAUGGAUGAAAUGCGCGCCCGGUGACGCUCGUCCGUUCGGUUAUCGUCGAUCUGACGGGAUAGCCGAUCGAUUUUCACUUUUUCUUCCGAUUAGCUACCGAAUCGACCGAACUUCUUUUCGCGCGUCGAUAUACAUAUUUUAUCUGCCGUACGAUUCGUAAAUCGAUCACCAUCGUAGAAGCGACGAGCGAGUACUCGACUUUACCUUAAUGUUUUCGCGGGUUUUUGCGAGUUUCUGUUUGUACCCCGAGUGAAUUUUUUACAGCGAGCAAAAAGAAUCGACUCGCUUCGGUCGGUUUCUACGUGGUUUCGGUUAGCAGUGGAUAGCUAACGAGAGGUACAAAUUCGUUUCGUAGUUGCACGCACAAUCUGGCAUUCGCUUAAACCGUUUAAGGAAACUAACAAAUGCUCGCAAAGUAUUUAGAAACGAGAUACUAAACGAUUUCUAUGUGUUAUUGCUAUGGUCAAAAAAAAAUUUCGUACCGACAAAGAGAAAUUUUGUCGAAUAUUUAGGCGGAUUUCUCUUUCUGAACGUAAAUAUUCGAAAAAGCUGUUUGUCUUUUUACGAUACAUACUUUACCUUGCAUACCAGAGAGAGAGAGAAAGAGAGAGAAUAUAGAUACAUAGUAAAAGUGAACGAUGAUAAGGAAGAAAAAUGUUAUGUUAAACCGAAGGAAAGGACGAAUCGUCAGAACUGAAUGAGAGUAAAUUUAAUACUGAUCGGAUAAAAUUGUAGGAAAAGCUAAGGAACAAGACGAUAAGCGUGUGUUAUCGUGUUGGAAGUGUAUCGUCAAUCGAAACGAAGGUACACGAGGGUUGAACCGAUAAGAUAUAAAUACCACCGGUAUACCUUAUCUAAGACAAGACGUUGGAUCUGGGAAAGAUAGCGAAUACUGAAAACCGACAAGAUGAAUUUUCUCCGCGUAUCAUCUUAUUUCGUUUUCCUUUCUUUUUUUUUUCAAAUUGAAAAAUGAAAUAUCGUUUGAUUAAACGUACCACCAAUCUCACGAUGCUCGAAGCUCGUAACUUUAUCUCGUAUCUUGUAUCUCUUAGUUUUUACUUAGUCGUGUCAUUUUUUCUACACUCAAGAUACGAUAAACGUGUAAAAUUUCCUUUCUGUUUUUUUUUAUCAUGUUCGCAUUAACGCGAUAACGAUCGAUCCGAUUUAUAUCGUGAGAGUAUUAUAAAUAACCUGUUCUCUUUCUAAACAAGAAACACGUAAAGAAAAUUGCGAGAUAACUGAUAUUGUAUAAUACCUAAUAGGAGAAAUUUGGGAAAGAUCGUCGGCCGGAAAGUAGACGGAUCCUGUUUACUAAGUGAAAAGCGUGUUAAGACACUCUAAGAUUACGUUGAAGAUUCGAAGGAAUAUUCGACAUGAUACACUCGAAGCUUGUCAAAGACUGGAUUAAAUAAAGUACAUAGUCGAAUUGACGGAGGGAACGCGUUUCCCGCCAACGGGCAGAGGGAAGGAACGGUGGGAGAUUGUGCGCGUGUGCGCUUUACUUUAGUAGGACACCCGGCCAACGGAUCUGGUUGUAAGCCCCGACGCGACGCGAACGUCUAGAUGGCGGGAAAGUGGCGCGUAUGUAUGCUGAAUGGUGGAGCUACGAUCGAGAGAGCGUAAUGGCUGGCUGUCGAAAUCCAAGUAUACUUGAUGUUACGAGAGUCCGUAACUGCGAAAAGACCAGUUUUCGUUCUUUUCUGCGCAUCGUCGCUCUGAUUGGCGAUACCUCCAGAGGAAGUGGAAAGCGAUUGGCGGAGAGCUCGCUGCGUUCCCCCACCACCUUCCAACCUGCGCGCUUAGUUAUGGACUCUCGUGGCAUCAAGUAUAUAGCUACGGCGUCGAGUGGAGAGAUGCACGAAGUACGAAAUACGGAAUAGGGUAUCACGCACGCAGGCGCGCGCGCGCGCAAAUCUUUCUCUUUCUCUCCUACUGCAUACGCGCGCACAUGCCAUCGCUCUCGCAUUCUCGCGUUUGACUUGUCUCUUGUCAGACCUCUCUGUCAAGCCGGCUUCCGAACACGAUUGGCCCAGUCGCGUUUCGGAUGUCGUGCAGCCGGGUUUCAACGGUUUUCGAAAUUUAGUGCCAAUAUCGAGAGGUUUUCGAAUUGAUUAAUCAACCUCGUCCUUCGAUCGUAAUCUCGUUAACAGCCGAAACUAAGAGGCGGAAAGCCGAUAGUGUGUUUUCGAUUCCUAAAGUAACGUAACGAUCAUUUUCGUUGCCCCGAUUCGAUUUCGGGCAAGGUUUUACAUGCCCAGAGAACGUAUCGGCGCGACGAUGCUAAACGUUUGCCGAUCUUUAGAAGAAUGAGCGAGCAGAAACUCGGUACGAUAAAACGAUUAAAGAGGAACGGUGGUAAAAUCGAUUCGAUCGGUAUCGUUGAUUUUACCGAUUUUACGUUACAACGAAAUAUUUAAUCGAGAGGAACGGACGCGGCCGAUUUCGUUGGCGAUGAUCGACGAUGGUCGGAAAGGGGCGGGGGGAAGAAGAUCAACGGAGGGAAACUGUUUCUUUGCAAGCUCGUGAAAUGCGUGCAGCUGCGUUGGAAAAAUGAUUGGUACAACGCGACGAUACUACUAUUGCCAGUGUUGUUUUCGUUAAGAAUCGUAUCGUUCAGUAAUCGAACGGAGAAAAAUGGCGGAGAGAUAUUUCAUUCUUAAACGUGACACUUGAUAAAACGAGGGAAACGAGGUAAACCGAGAGUUUCAAAUCUUUUGUAUUUACGGAAAAACGAGGAUGCCUAACGAACGGAGAGUAAACGCAAAUGAAUUGUAACGAAUAACGUACCGACGUCUGAUGAUAGGAAGAAGAGAAAAAGACACGUGAAACGAUCGAACGAGAUCCGAGCCGUCUUAAUAAAAUUAUCCUUCAAAUUGCCAAUCGCAAAGUUUCACGUUUUUUAAAGAAGACGUAUCGUCGAGUUUCCUAUUCGGUUCUUGCAACUACAAGAACGCUAUGUUACCGCCGGCCGCCCUGAAUUUGGAACAAAAAGACAGUACCGAUAAAAUAACAGGUACACAACAGCAAUAUCUUCGUCAGUAUCGUAACCACUAUUAUCACGAUCAUCCGCAUCAACGUCAUCGACAUUCACAGAAGCAGCAAGAAUGUCACCGUCGACGUCGACGUCGUCGUCGUAACAACGAUCAUCACCACCACCAUCGUCACCACCAUCAUCAUCAUCAUCGACGCAAGCAUCAACAUAAUCACCAAAACGAACAGCAGGAGCAACAACGUAAAAAUACGGAUUGUCGUCGCGCUAUAUCGCCAUCGACUACGUCGUCGAUACCGUGUAACGACAAUUCGUCGUCCUCGUCUCAACGUUUAAGUAUGUUCGUGACAGCAAGGGAACGUUUUCCUUCAUCGAGUAGCACCGACGACGACCAAAGCGGUUCCGACACGGAACACGACUCGAACGCGUUACGCGGCAAAGUUCACUCUGGAAUACUUCAUCACUCUGGUACCCACUCCGUACGAAAGCGUCGAGGAAACUUACCAAAGCACUCGGUGAAAAUUCUGAAACGAUGGCUUUACGAGCACAGAUACAACGCGUAUCCGAGCGACAGCGAAAAAUUGACGCUCAGUCAAGAAGCGAAUCUCACGGUACUCCAGGUCUGCAAUUGGUUCAUAAACGCCAGACGACGAAUUUUACCUGAAAUGAUUCGAAGGGAGGGUCACGAUCCUUUGCAGUACACGAUAUCACGUCGUGGUAAGAAGAUGCCUGCGGGAAGCCAUCAACAGUCGUCCGGCGGUCUUGGUUCGAGGUCCAAUCAAAAUUGGGAUUCGUUGGCUGGUAUGAGUGCACCUAAACGUAGCAGGGACCACGAUUACGAAGAUCCUGCAGGAUUGAUGUAUCGAAGCGAAGAGGACAGUCCGAACGAUUACGAGAGCAGUUCACACAGCGAGGAAGAACGUCCGUCUACUCAGUGGCCGAGCGUGAUAGUUUAUCCUUACUCGGAGACAAAAAUUGAGCAAAACGUUGGACAACAGCUUGGCGUUUACGAAGAAACGAUUGCAGCUCAUCCUGCGCGACGAGGCAACGACGAGGACGAGUCGUCGGUAGGAAACAACGAGGCUGCUUAUUGGAGCGCACCUAGACAGCAUCUAAUUCAAACUGCUAACAUACAGCACGAAACGGAAACGUAUGGUACCCGUAAUGGUCACAACCCUCGUACGGACGAAACACCACCGCCAACGCCACCCGAAGAAGAUAAAGACAAAUUCAAGUGUCUUUACUUACUGGUCGAAGCAGCUGUUGCCGUGCGACAACAGGAAAAGGAGCGCGAGGGGGCUGUACCGGUUUAACGAGUGCUGUUUCACCUAGCUUACAUCGAUCUUUCUUAGCUUCCGGUUUCGUUACUCUCCUUCGUGUACACCGAAAAAGUUAUUUCGCUUUGCUACCGUUCUUGGGUCUACACACGACCUUUUUUUCAUGCCCCGCCUGAUAAUAUUCUUUCGUUGUUACCAGCAAUUUCUUUUCGCAGUUUAUAAAUACGCGAUGGAUCAUCAGACAAGAGCGAAAAUACUUCUCGACAAAUGUUUUUCUUUGCAUUGCUUUAGUCUUUUACCUAAUUUCUUCUUGCAACGGGAACAAAAGAACAAAAAGCAGACAGAAACAGAAAAGAAGAAGAAAGAGAAUUUUAAAGGCUGUCGAUGCUCUAAAAAGAAAAGGAGAAAGAUGAAGAAGAAGAACCGACGAUGCAUCGAUUAAAUUGCUGAAUAUGACGAUGCUCUCGAUAUAGUGUGACUUUUUCUUCGACGUACACACGUAAUUUUUCACGCGAAAUGCCGUCAUUUUAAGAUCGCACAACGAACAUUUUUAAAGGUACAUGUACAAAAGUGUGUUGGAAUGCAGCAAUCUCAGUAUUUGUUGUGUGUUCUCUAAAGCGAUCGAUAAACUUAUGAACGAAGAACGAAUUUAACGGGCUGAAAAAUAAUGUCCCUAUUAUUUUCUCAAGAUAACGAAACGUCCUCGUAAAUGAGAACAGGCUUCCAAUAGAUAUCGAUCGAUCUCGAAUCCUGCAUGUAUGUCGUGUCGCGUGAAAAUUGUUUGCAUAUCACGGAUUUGUUACGAUCAAGAAAACGCGUUUUCUUUUGUUUUAUUUUUUUCUUUUUUCAACGGACGUUUCCGUCGAUACGUACUUUAACGUGAGAUUAUCGGCCAAAUAAGUGCCAAAAUAUGUAUAUACAUAUUAUACGUGCACGUAUAAUAUUGAAAACAAACGAUUUAACAAUUACGAUGAGCGAAAUGUUGACAAAUUUGACGAAUCAAAUAUCGAACGAUAUUCUCUGGUAAUUGUUAGGACGCGACGGACAUGUUCCUGUUCUAACACUCGUGAGGGGAAAGGGAGAAUUAACGGAAAGAAUUGAGUAAAUUACAUAUUACUUACAUAUACCAAUACGUGCAAAGCAUUUGAGCGUUGUACUCUUUGAAAAAUCAUACGCGCGUUUCCCUCUUCCUUCGGAAAUCAGAAGAAAACGUAUUGAAAACGGCGAUGUUUUCAACAGCGUAAACUGCUCGGAAACGUUUGUUAGGAAUAUGUGCUUUGAAACGAUUUUCAUGCAGAUUCAAGCUCAAUAAUGUUUCUUCAGCCAAGACGAGAUAAAAAUUAGCCAAAGAACAACGUCUAAAGCAUUUUUGUUGCGCGUUCUCUUUUACAUUUAUUUUGUCCGUUUGUUGGUUUAGCACCGAUAUUAACGACCGAUCGACAGAAUACAGCACUGAUAGCCAUUCGUCUUUUCCUUUCAUGUUUCGACUGGUUAUUUUAAAACAGUACUUAUAGACUAACUAGUACGUUACUUUACGCGUACAGUUGAAUGCUGUUUUAAUUUUUCAUUUUAUUUUUUUCUCUUUUCAAAGGGUCGUUAACGUUACAGCAUCGCACGGUAAUUUGUAGCAAUUACGAUUGCGUUUACAUUCGCAUUUAUACAUUAGACGAAUAAGACUGGUCGAAAAGAGAUUUACAGAUCUUUCGACGCGUUUGCCUAUGACCGAUACACACGUAUCUCCCUUUCCUCCGUUAAGCGGUUGAACAAUAAUAUGUAAUCAAUACCGCCGAUUAAAUCAAUCGUUUGUGUUAAUUGCGAGCGAUCGUUAUCCCAUUCAAGGAUACAUAAAGGAAUAUUUUUCAGGAUAUGCGAGACGCCGAGACUCGCCGAAGCAGCGCUGCUCAUUUUAUAUUAUUGGUAGUUGGAUUCGAUAUACAAUAUUAUAGAGAACAAAGUAUAAGUUCGCGUGCUUAUUAACAGAGAUAUACAAUUAAUAGAUGAUAAGUAUACACAUAUAUAUAUAUAUAUAUACACACGUAGAUUUAUGUUACAACCACAUCCGUUCGUUGAGCAUGUGUGACGCAAAGCCUCGAAUUGUGAAAGAUUCGUUAAUUGAAGAUUCGUGUCGCAAAUUCGUGUCACGAAUCGCGUACAGAAGAAUCAUUGGUACAAACGCCAAAGACUUAACCGUUAGUUAUAUCGAUAAUUAAGCUCUUUAAAACAGUUCACAUAGACGAGUCGAGCCCGUUUUGCCGAACACGUAGUUAGUAAUAAAAAUAUGUUUUGUUGUGUGCCCGAGCGUUUGAGAAAAAGAAAAAAAGAAAAAGAA